CAAACAAUAAAUAUUCCAAACUUAAAGAUCUGCCAAUAUCAGUGAUCUAAAUAACGAUUACCCACCAAUAAAACUCACUAUGACCAACUGCCAAGCUAUUCCCAAUGCACACAAUGUCAACACUCCUUAUCAUGGAUACACACUUCCAAUGAUCCUUGCCUAGAAGAUCUGCAUGUGACUGCAAUGCUGCGUGAGCUACAAACCAUUGAGCACCGCUCCUCAUUGAGCACCACCGGAUUCGUCCAGGCUGUGUCCACUAAUCACAAAAAGGAAGUAAACGCUUGCAACAACUGCAUGUUCAUCCAGCUGGCUGCAACGCUAAAGGAAUGGGGCCUUGCAACUGCUCAAUCGACACCUGGACACAGCCUGCCCAAGUCUUCGUGCUCUUACGUCCAAUGUCUAUGUCCAAUGGUCUACUGUCCUUUGAUGCCACAUCGGCUGUACAGGACUCAACUGAUUGAUUGGGGCGAAAUAUGCAAAAGGCACUAUCUUUUGCAAACCAAGAUACCCACCAGGAAAUAAACGAAACACCCAGUCCGAAUUUGCUGCCAUGAAGGCAUCUUAGUGCAUUCAUUAUUAUACAUCCAACUUGUCAUGAUCACCACACCAAUUUAUGCCUCAAAUGGGCAGCUUCUUCUCGUAUCGUUAGCUUGGCAGAGAGCCAUACUACCAGACGUCCUUCUGGAU
Molecule: messenger RNA, 687 nt
Organism: Coccomyxa subellipsoidea C-169
Lineage: Eukaryota; Viridiplantae; Chlorophyta; Trebouxiophyceae; Coccomyxaceae
Exons: 1
Coding region: 295-522 (75 amino acids)
Source: RefSeq, a predicted model, not a curated record